GUAAGGCCAGAUUGUUGUUGUGGAUGCAUGUAUUUUAAAUAUGACUGACUGACUGUUAUUAUGCAUGCACUUCUUCAGCCAUGCAUGUAAUAAGAAGUGAGAUCAAAGCAAUUAGUGGUUUAGUUCAGUCUUCUUGGCUGCGGCACGUAGUCGGGGAAGCCCUUCCGUAUAAAAUGGAGACGCUGUCCUGCAUUUGGUAUCAGUCUGAUUUCAAAUUCCUCUUAAACCGAAACUUAAUCCUUUUUUGUGUCCCUGGUAUAAAUAAAACUCGGAAAUUUUUAGUACGAAAAGUUUUCGUCAUAAAUAAAAAGUUGAAAUCUGAACCUUGGAUAAAGCUGAACUGAACUGAAAUCUGAAUCGCCAUGAAUUUCCUGACUAUAAAUCCCAGCAAGAAACCCAUCGCGGUAACGAGGCAUCUUAUCGGUGGGACGUUUCUUCAACCGAUUAGAACACUGGGGCAAACAGCAUCCGCCACGGCGUCAUGUUCUCCUGCGUAUAGUGGACCGUUUUCGCUUGGACCCCCGAAACCAAAACUGAUUCCGACCACGCUCGACCGUGUUUUCCUGCGAUGGAGUGGUCACUACGUUGAGGGAGAUGCGAUUCCCAGACUUAUCGAUGGGAACGUUAUUCACCGAGCCCGGAGUUUGGCAAUCGUUCGUAUGAACCUGAUCUUCAUGUUUGCCGCUGUCGUGGCGAGUGGGGCGAUGGUCAUGUCCGGCAAGGCAGCCGCGGAAAGGGGGGAGUCCCUCCAGCAGCAAAAUCUCGACUGGCACAAGCACAUCAACGAUACUCACAAGUGGAGCCAGGAGGCAACCAUGCCGUACUAAAUUUUCCAAAAAGUAGCCAAAUUUCGAUAAGGCAGCCGCAAAGUUUAAUUUAUCGCAGUUAUUUUGUAUCUUAUUUUUAAUCGCGCAGCUAAAUAUAGUGUAGUUUUAUUAUUUGACUGAAAUAUUGUGCCAGAAUUUUAAGUUAUCUUAUUUUAGCUUGUUUUUGGAAGAAUCGAUUUGAUUAAAUAAAUCAAUUUGAGCAAAAGUUA
Messenger RNA from Folsomia candida, 1036 nucleotides. RefSeq names its product UPF0389 protein CG9231. NCBI's taxonomy places the organism in Eukaryota, Metazoa, Arthropoda, Collembola, Entomobryomorpha, Isotomidae. The coding region runs from base 363 to 827 and encodes 154 amino acids. The transcript is spliced from 3 exons. The record is from RefSeq and is a predicted model, not a curated record.